Messenger RNA from Rhineura floridana, 1008 nucleotides. RefSeq names its product olfactory receptor 14I1-like. Gene Ontology annotation, molecular function: olfactory receptor activity; odorant binding; G protein-coupled receptor activity. Gene Ontology annotation, biological process: G protein-coupled receptor signaling pathway. The transcript is spliced from 2 exons. Bases 1 to 1008 code for a protein of 335 amino acids. Lineage: Eukaryota; Metazoa; Chordata; Lepidosauria; Squamata; Rhineuridae. Gene Ontology annotation, cellular component: membrane. The record is from RefSeq and is a predicted model, not a curated record.
AUGUGUGUAAAAUAUACUGAAGUCAAAAUGAGCAAUUUUACUUCGGUGUCUACAUUUCUGCUGUGGAAAUUCUCAGAAGUACGAGAACUACAGAUCUUACACUUCUUUCUAUUUCUAGCAUUGUACAUGACAACCAUCACUGGGAAUCUUCUCAUGAUUGCUGCAGUAGCCUUUGACCAUCACCUUCAUACUCCAAUGUACUUUUUCCUAACGAACUUGGCCAUGAUGGACAUAGGCAUUGUUUCUGUCAUCAUACCCAAAUCUAUGACCAAUUCCUUUACGAAUAGCUCAUCCAUUUCUUAUUCUGGGUGUGUAGCUCAAGUUUUCUUUUAUUUAUUCUUUGUCGCAUCAGAUCUUUCACUUCUUACUGUAAUGGCACAUGAUCGCUAUGUUGCCAUCUGCAACCCAUUACAAUAUGAGACAAUUAUGCACAGAGGAGCCUGUAUUCAAAUGGCCACCAUUGGAUGGAUUUUGAGUCUUCUUUAUGCCAUAAUACAUACUUCUGGCACCUUUGCAAACACUUUCUGUUCUAAUGCUGUCGAUCAGUUCUUCUGUGAAAUCCCAAAGUUACUGAAGCUCUCCUGCUCUGACUUUUAUUUAGUUGAAGUUGGUCUACUUCUGCUAGCCUGCAAUAUAGGACUAGGAUGCUUCAUUUUCAUCAUCAUAACAUACAUGAAGAUCUUUUCUACAGUUUUCAGAAUUCCUUCUGCUCAUGGAAAGAAAAAAGCUUUCUCCACUUGCCUUCCCCACCUCACUGUUGUCUCUGUGUUCAUUUUCAGUGCACUUUUUGCCUAUGCAAGGCCUCCCACUGAUGCUUCUUCUGAUCUGGAUAUUAUUUUUUCUGCAAUAUAUACCAUAAUUCCUCCCUUGUUGAAUCCAUUCAUCUACAGCAUGAGAAACAAAGAGAUCAAGACUGCUUUGUGGAAACUCUUAGAAUAUGGGCAUUCCUUUAUAAUAUAUUUAAAAUUCUAUAAAAAUUGGAUUCUAUGCUCUUCUACCUGUGAAUGA